Messenger RNA from Pelobates fuscus (common spadefoot toad), 1803 nucleotides. RefSeq names its product tripartite motif containing 54 (gene TRIM54). Gene Ontology annotation, biological process: protein ubiquitination; anterograde synaptic vesicle transport; microtubule bundle formation. The record is from RefSeq and is a predicted model, not a curated record. NCBI's taxonomy places the organism in Eukaryota, Metazoa, Chordata, Amphibia, Anura, Pelobatidae. Bases 541 to 1578 code for a protein of 345 amino acids. Gene Ontology annotation, cellular component: cytoplasm; main axon. The transcript is spliced from 10 exons. Gene Ontology annotation, molecular function: ubiquitin protein ligase activity; zinc ion binding.
AAAUAAUGAAUCGCAUCAAACGUCUCCCCGUUCCUAUCUUCUUGUGGUGUUAGUAAGUUAGGCUAAUAGUCACGUGGCUGUGAGUUGAGUGUGGCUUUUGUGAUUAUCAGUUACACAGUAAUGUACAGUCUGCGUGGAUGUUUAUUGAUAUCCAUGCGGGAUGUCCUCCACAGAGACGUUACUCUGCUAUUAUUAUUAUUAUUAUUAUUCUGUCACCCAAUCUGUCUCCUCCAUACUGCUCCAUCAUAUAUCUGGUGGCCGUGUGGUGGUCCGUCAUGUCCCGGAGACUGCGUGGCAGUGUAUUUGUGUCUGUUUUUGUGCGUUUCAUUGUGUGACUCUGUGUCACCUGCUGUGAGCGUGACAGCUGCUUUCUCCCCCUCUUCCUCUCCUAUGACUGUCCUUAUCCCAUAGCUAAAAAUACAAGGUGGAAUUCCUCAACCCCCCCUUCCAGUGACACAGUUUAACUCCCUGUAGGACGCGGGCCGGAGUAACCUUACCCAGCUGGGUUAGUGACGGGCAGUGCCUGGCACAGAAAGGACCAUGGACAACCUGGAGAAGCAGCUGAUUUGCCCCAUCUGCCUGGAGAUGUUUACCAAGCCAGUGGUGAUCCUCCCAUGCCAGCAUAACCUGUGCCGCAAGUGUGCCAACGACAUCUUCCAGGCCUCCAACCCGUUGUGGCAGUCGCGCGGAUCAAGCUCUGUGUCAUCUGGGGGACGUUUCCGCUGCCCAUCGUGUCGACAUGAGGUGGUCCUGGACAGACAUGGGGUGUACGGACUCCAGAGGAACUUACUGGUGGAAAACAUAAUAGACAUUUAUAAACAGGAAUCAUCCAGGCCCCUAAACACCAAAUCUGAGCAACAUCUGAUGUGCGAGGAGCACGAGGAUGAGAAAAUCAACAUAUAUUGCCUGACCUGCGAGACCCCCACGUGUUCUAUGUGCAAAGUGUUUGGGGCUCAUAAAGACUGUGAGGUGGCCCCACUAACUAGUAUCUACAAGAGACAAAAGAGUGAACUCAGCGAUGGGAUAGCAAUGCUGGUUGCCGGUAAUGAUCGUAUUCAGGCAAUUAUUACUCAGAUGGAAGAAAUCUGCAAAAGUGUAGAGGAUAAUAGCCGCAGACAGAAGCAGCUGUUGAGCCAGCGGUUUGAUUCUCUGUACAAUAUCUUGGAGGAGCGUAAGAAGGAGUUAUUACUGAGCAUUACUCGGCAGCAGGAUGAGAAGCUGCAGUAUGUGCGGGGACUGAUCCGCCAACAUGGCGACCACCUUGAGGUCACCUCGAAGCUGGUGGAAUCAUCCAUCCAAUCCAUGGACGAGCCUCAGAUGGCAGCAUUCUUGCAGCAUGCCAAGGAGCUAAUAAAGAAGAUAACAGACAUGUCCAAAGUGUCCACAAUAGACCGACCAGACCCCGGCUACGAGAACAUGGACCACUUCAGUGUGAAUGUGGACUACGUGUCUGAGAUGCUGAGGACUAUCGAUUUUCAUUCAGUGGCAUCCGGUGAAGAAGAGGAGGAUUUGCUGGACACCGAGGAAGGAGAAGCCGUACUAGAAGAGGAGAAAUCAGAACCCACCGAUGGUCACUGACAGCACCACUGAACCAACAUCUCUUGCCUGGCUUCCCCCAGAAAGUGACCUCAACGGAUCUCCGCAAAUUAACAGACCCCUGCUAUCCCCUGCCCUCCUUUAUUUAAUGUAUGUUAUUCUGUGUACUGCACCACGGCGUGCCUCUGAUAAUAAAUGGUAAUAGGUAAAAACAUUAUGAAACAUUAAAUCUUUUGGCUACAAAUAAAUGUGCAGUGAUUGAAAAUA